Phascolarctos cinereus (koala) is the source of this 1395-nucleotide messenger RNA. NCBI's taxonomy places the organism in Eukaryota, Metazoa, Chordata, Mammalia, Diprotodontia, Phascolarctidae. The record is from RefSeq and is a predicted model, not a curated record.
AUGUCAAACGUACAAUACAUCGAACAGCCUCCAAAAUAUUGCCCGGGCAGCAGCAAAGAGUCGCCCCUCAUUCCUGGGGGUCGCGGUCGCGCGGUCCCCACUGAGGAGAAGGCCGAGCGGCGGCCCCCUCCGACGCCUGCUCCCUCCGCUGGCUCAGCUCUCCAGCCCCCCGGGGUGGGGGGGUUUCACAUGCCUCCACUCGGGAUCCUCCCAAGUUUGAAAAAGGGCGCGUGGGGAACUUGCUCCGGCGGCCACAAACCCGGGGGCGGCGGCGGCGGCGGCGGCGGCGGCGGCUCUGGCAGCGGCGGGCAGACGCCAGGGCCUGGGCCAGCCCGCGGGCUGGGCAGCGGCCGCGGGGCUCGUCACAGUGCGCCGGGCUUCAUGGGUCACCGGAAGGGAAAGCAGAUCGGGGAUCCCCGCGCCCCCGAGGCGGCUCCCGCCGCACCCGUGGUCGUGACCGUGGCCGUGGCGGCUGCGGCGGCUGCUGGCCCGGGCGGGGGGGAGUGCACUUCCUGCCGCGGCCGCGGCUCGAGGCUCGGCGGGGGGGGGGGGGGAAGGACGCGGCGGCCCCGGCCGGCGGCGCUAGCCCCGGUGCCGGCUCCUCGCGAGGCCUCGGGCGGAGCGAGGCCGCGGCUGGGCGCUGCCCGAAGGCGGCGGCGGCGGCUCCCACACGAGGCCGGCCCGGGCCUGCUCGCGCUCGGCGGCGGCGGCGCUGGCGGCGUGGGAAGCAGUCUGGCCGGGCCCACUCGGUCCCGGAGCCCGCGGCGGGCAGCUGCUCAUGCCCCUCCUCGGCCGCCGGGAGGAGGGCGCCGGGCAGGAAGAAGACGACGGCGGGCGGCGGCGGCGCCGCGGGCGGGCCGGGGAGGGCGCUCACGCUGGCCUCCCGGGCGCUCGCUCCGGGCCCGCGUUCGGCCCCUCACCUCCGCCCGCCGCCGCGGGUGCUCCGGGCCAGGCCGGGCCUGGCUCCGUCCUGCUUCCCUGCCCCCCCCUCGGCCCCGCGCGUGGCGGCCGAGCUUCUCCCCGCGCCCCCACCGCGAGUGGCUGGGCGGUUGGCAGCUAGGUGGGGGCGUGCGAGCGGGCGCGCGCCGGGGAGCAAGGGCGGCCGAUGGAGGGACGAGCGCGGCCUCCGCGCCUCGGCUCGCGAGUGGGAGUCAGGGCGAGAGCGAGAGAGUGUGCGGGGUGAGCCGGCGAUGCGCGCGCACGCUCUCCGUACCCCUCCCCACCCCUCCCCCUCCUGGCCCCGGCGUCCCAGCGCCCGCAGCCCGGACUCCGCCGCCAGCCACUCCUCCCGGCGGGGCCGCAGCCAAACCCGGCGCUCCCCCCGCGCCCGCUCCCGGACCUCCUCUGAGCGCAUGCCCCACCCGCGCCGCAGGCGGCCCAUUUAUUCCGCUCUAG